AUUCACAGAUAAAAUCAAAACAUCUAUUAUGUAUGUUCGAGUGACAUAAGAACUACAAGACAUCUAGUCUAUCAGAUAGUAAGAGAAGAAGAAGAACUGAAAGUGCGAGAGAGACAGCGGGAGAGAGGACGAAAGGCAGGGUGAUUAGGAAUGCUCAAAACAACACAUACCAAGAACACAAAACAAUUUGGUUCCGGUACAUCAUGACCCGAACUAGAGACCUUCAGUACUGAGACACAGAGAUUAUGCCUGAAACUUAUCACCAAGUCAAGUUAAAAGUCCUUAACUUUAAGUUUCAAGUCCUGAACAAGUCAUAAUGUGCUCUUUAGCAAAUUUUAGGUCAGAGAAAUAAUUGUAGAGUAAAUUUACACAGAUCAUGCAGGCCAGGAUAAAGUGAUUACUGAAGAUGAUGAUUGAAUAGAUGGAUGAUGAUGAUGAUGAUGAUGACGAUGAUGAUGAGUUGUAGUAGUAGUAGUAGUAGUAGACUGAUCUACUGUAUAUUCAAGACUUUUAUGAGCUGCAGUGUAUUUAGUAUCUCCCACGUGAACUCAGUAUUAAGUUGGUUUUAACACUAUGCUUACCAGAUAAACGAAUAACUUCAAAUAUUAAGAUUGAAUCAAACAUUAAAUAGCAGAAUAUUUUUAACAGUUGCACAUAAUGUGCAAAAAACAACAACAAAAAACAAACAAAAAAGAGAAAACAACAACAACAACAACAACCAAACAGAGACGCUCGUGACAUAUUUAACAGAGGGGUCAGCUAAAGAGUUGCAUGGCCGAGGCUUAAGCCGCUGAUACGCAUGCGCAGAGGAUUGUGUACAUUCUUGCUCGAGAAGCAUAAUGGCGGGCGUCCAAACGGUUAAAGAGCCCAGCUCACGUUCAGAUGGAGGUUGAGUUGCAGAAGUAGAGUAACAGUUGGAAAAAGCGGUGGUUUAUUUCUGAGAUAACGACGUGUCCCUUGACCUUCUCUACUAGGGAAAGCACGUCAGUUAUGUCUUCUUGUAGAACUGUGGGAUUUUUUAAAGCUCGUCGAGCAAGCUAGCGAGUCUUAUACUGAACUAAUUUUAUAGUGGAAGGCUUAGCUAAUAGCAGUGAGACACGUAGAUAAAGAGAGCUAGCUGGCUGCUUAGCUCGCCUGGUGUUUUGGAAAGCAGUUUGUUUCGAGCGAUACAAGCUUCAAAAGAGGGGUUGAAUAGUAAUAAUAAUAAUAUAUAAUAAUAAAAAACUAAACAAGACAACAACAACAACCCCUGAGUGUGCCUCCAGAUAUCCUCUGGUGAAAGAAGAGGAACGAGGAACAACUGCAGUGAGUUGAAUGAAGGAGUCAUGGCUGAACACACCCCUCCACUGGAGUCCAGCCAGUUACUCAGCCAAGAUCUGCCACUCCUCACACCACCACCUCCUCAACCUCAACCCAGCAUGGUCAACGGAGACGGUUCCCAGCAAGUAAUCUUGGUGCAAGUAAACCCAGGUGAGGCCUUCACAAUUCAACGAGAGGAUGGUCAGUUUCAGUGUAUCACAGGUCCUGCUCAGGUUCCCAUGAUGUCCCCAAAUGGUUCAGUGCCUCCAAUAUAUGUGCCUCCUGGAUACGUUCAACAAAUCAUUGAGGAGAAUGGAGUGAGGCGGGUGCUGGUGUUGCCUCAGGCGGAGUUUCACCCUGGGGGCCACUCUCCGCUGCACCACCCUCCCCCUCCUCCCACCCACCCCCACCUGCAGGCCUUCAUCCCUCACCCGCAUCCCAUCUUGUCUCAUCCUCCUCCUCACCUGUACUCAGGCAUGGCUGGGGGAACUGGAGACAUGAAUGCCCAGUACAUCUCCCAGUACCACCCAGCCCACAUCUACCCAGACCAGGACACUCACCCGGCACACGGACGCGCAGCGUUUCACCGGGAUGAAAGGGCUAACAAAGCGCACGAACGGCUGCAGAAGAAGCUGAAAGAGCGUCAGGGGGGUCAGGCAGGAGGAGGAGGGGGAGGUCAGGCUCCCACCAAAGACAGUCCUCCUCUCUCUCCACAGAAGAACCGUGGAACCCCACCAGCAGCUGGAGGAGAGCUCCAGAACGGCCUCCUUAAAGGGGUAGAGGAGCAAAACCAGGCUGCUACACUCACCGGCCUGGGAAAAGAAUGUCCAGAAUCGAACGAAAAGAUCCAGGCUGUUCGAGAACAGUUAAACAAUAUCAUCAAGCCUGUGGUGGUGGAUAUCCAGGCCAGAGGAGCGUGUCUCUGCUGGACAGCUCCAGUAAGGAAAAGCACGGAUGAGGAGCAGAAAGAGCCAGAGGAGAAACCUGAGGAGCCCAGUAUCAGUUAUGAGGUGUCCAUCUCAUACAGUGGCAGGGAUGGCAAAUACAACACUGCCUACAGUGGUAAGGAGCUUAGUGCAACCAUAGAGAACCUAAGACCAGCAACAGACUACCAUGUCAGGGUCCAGGCCAUGUAUAAAUGUUUACAAGGAAACCCCUCUGAGCCUGCAAGUUUUACAACUCUGUGCUGUGAACCCGACACACCCGUCCCACCUCGCAAAGCCAGCGGCACCAAAAACUGUCUCGUCCUGCAGUGGAAGGCUCCAUGUGAUAAUGGUUCAAAAAUUCAAAACUACAUUCUACAGUGGGAUGAGGGUAAAGGUACAGGAGUGUUUGAGCAGUGUUACUACGGCCCUCAGAAGCAGUACAGGGUGACCAAGCUCUCGCCAGCAUCCAAAUACUCAUUCCGCCUAGCAGCCAAAAAUGACAUGGGUGUCAGUGAGUUCAGUGAACCUGUAGACAUGCUGACCUCGUGCAGUGUCCCUGCACCUCCAAAGAGCCCUGAGCUGCUCCAGGCUGGGGUCACUUGGCUCUACCUGCAGUGGAACAGGCCAGACAGCUCACCAAAAGAAGACGAGAUCGGUUACGUACUGGAAAUGGAAGAAGAGGGCUCGGGUUAUGGGUUCCAGCCCAGCUAUGAUGGUGAUGAACUAUCAUGCACAGUGAGGAAUCUUCACCGGAGCACCAAGUACAAAUUCAGGGUUGCUGCAUAUAAUACAGAAGGUAAGAGUAACCCAAGCCCUGUGUCAGAGUUCACCACAGCUCCAGACAGACCCGGCUGCCCCUGCAAACCCUCUGUUAAGGGCAAACAACAUCCCACCAGCUUCCGUGUGACCUGGGAUCCCCCCAAAGAGACUGGUGGCUCAGAUGUGACCGAGUAUGUGGUGGAGCUGUCUGAAGGACUGAGUGGCUCCUCUUGGGAGGAAGUGUACAGGGGUUCAGCUACGGAAUGUGUGUGUGAUGGGCUGAAGCCAGGCGGGACAUACCAAGCUCGAGUCUGCUGCCACAGCAAAGGAGGACAAAGCCCACUUUCUGAGACUCUGCAGGUCCAGACUCCAGCUGUUCCUCCUGGUCCGUGUCAGCCUCCCAGAGUAAUUGGCAAGCCAAAAGCCAGAGAGGUGCAACUUCGCUGGGCUCCUCCUCAGGUGGAUGGUGGGAGUGCAGUGUGUGCUUACAGUGUGGAGAUGUUCACCCUGCAGGCUGAGGAGGCCAAAGAGGUGCAUCAGGGCCAUGAGCUCGAAUGCACAGUGCACAGCUUACUGCCCGGAAGAACAUACGGCUUCCGUCUGAGAGCAGCCAACAAAGCCGGGUAUGGGCCUUUCUCUGAGCGUGUUGAGGUGACGACAGGACCAGGAGCACCUGAGCCUUGUCGACCUCCUCAUAUCAUCUGCAAAUCUCCUUCUUGUGCUGUGGUCAGCUGGGAAGCUCCAUCCUGUAAUGGUGCAGCAGUGACUGAGUUUCGUCUGGAGUGGGGGGCAGCAGAGGGGAGCAUGCAGGUGAUCUACAGCGGAGCUGCAAUGAGCUAUGAGCUGAAAGGUCUGCUGCCUGCCACCAACUAUUUCUGCAGAGUGCAGGCGAUGAAUGCGGCUGGCGUUGGGCCAUUUAGUGAAGUGAUACUCUGUCAGACGCCCUGCUCUGUGCCUGCCACGGUCAGUGUCGUUCAUGCUCUCCGCGAGAGCGAAAUGAGAGUGGAAGCGAAGGGCUGUGACGGAGGAGAGGAGGAGGAGGAAGAGGAGGAAGAGGAAGAGGAUGGAGAAAGACCCUCUCCUCCACUCUACUCCCCUUCUACUUGCCUGGGGCUGCACUGGGAGGCACCAUGUGAUCAUGGAGCAGAGAUUACAUCUUACCUGAUUGAUAUAGGAGAAAAACAGCCAAUCUCCACUGGCCCUGUAACCAAGUACAUUAUACAGAACCUGCAACCUGAUACCACCUACAGGAUAAGGAUCCAGGCUCUAAACAGCCUUGGUGCUGGUCCCUUUAGCCACACUUUUAAGCUGAAGACAAAACCGCUGCCUCCUCUGCCUCCUCGGCUGGAGUGUACUGCAUUCAGCCACCAGACGCUCAGGCUGAAGUGGGGUGAUGGUCCAGCCAAGAAUUCUCCGACAGACUCACUGCAGUACCAACUCCAAAUGGAGGACAGAAAUGGCAGGUUUAUUUCCUUGUAUAAAGGACCUUGCCACACUCACAAAGUGCAGAGGCUAAAUGAGUCUACCUCUUAUUCGUUUCGCAUCCAAGCCUUUAACGAGGCGGGCGAAGGGCCCUUCUCUUCUGUGUACACCUUCACCACCCCCCGCUCACCUCCAGCUCCACUCAAAGCGCCACGUGUGGAAAGACUGGAUGAGACCUGUGAGAUUAGUUGGGAAACCCUGCCACCUAUGAAGGGAGAUCCAAUCAUAUACUGCCUACAGUGUAUGCAGGGGAAUUCUGACUUUAAACAGAUGUACAAGGGCUCAGACACACUAUUCCGCCUCUCCUCCCUGAGCUCAUCCUCUGAAUAUCGUUUCCGUGUGUGUGCGAUCCGCCAGUGCCAGGAUGCUCCGGAGAUCAUGGGGCCGUACAGUUCCAGUGUCACUUUACUGCCUCUUCGCAUCGAAUCUCCCAGCUCAUCCAGCAGCACGGGGCCUAAAGCUGCUGAGAGUCAGCAGCCUCGACGCAGCCUCACGGACGAACAGUUCUCCCUCCUCAUCAUCGCCCUGCUCGCUCUCACCUCCAUCCUCAUUGCCGUGGCUAUCCAGUACCUCGUCAUCGAGUGAUCCCCGAAGCCACGAGGCCAGAUCCUGUUGUUUUGGUUUAGUUUUUCUGUCCAUUUCAUUUUCCGUCUGUUUCGUUCUCGGCACCAGAGUGGGUUGAGGAAACGGUGAGCGAAGGGAAAGGAUACGAAAAGGAAGCUGAGGCUGUCUAUUUAUUCCACCGACUCUUCUUUCUGACACUUCUCUCUGCUAUCGGGUUCUUUCUCUGCACCGCUGUUAGAAAGAACAGUAUUCCUCUCCCGUUAGCUGGGAGGUGAUUACUGAAGGAUUAGGAAUGAAGCUUACCGCUCAUUGCAUGCUCAUUUUUAUCAUUCAUGUAUGUGUGUAGCUAUAGUUUUUUUUUCUUUUUUUUUUUCUUUUUUUUUCUUUUAAUUAUUAUUAUUAUUAUUUAUAUUUUUAGUUUUAACUAUAAUUUGUCGAGUAUGUGACUUUGGAUCUGUGUUCCAUUGCUGGCAUGGUGAUGGUGUGCAGUAUGCUGGUGCACUGGUCAUUGGUGCGCUGGUGCACUGGUCAUUGGUGCGUUGGUUGCUGUUUGUUGGUAAGCUGUUUGCUGUUGCACUGGUGCACUGGCCACUGUUCGUUGGUAAGCUGUUCACCAUUGUGCUGUUUGCUGGUCUACUGGUCAUUGGUGCAUUGGCCGCUGUUCGUUGGUAAGUUGUUCACUGAUGCGCUGGUAACUGGUGCUUUAUUAGGGGACGGAACUCAAAGGGCCAGUGAAUAUGGAGGAGAGGGAUGAGGGCAAGUAAGGAACGCCCAUCUCCCACCAAAACAUGGGAGAGAGUGAAGAGACAUGACAAGCCUUGAGGUCCUGCAGGGACCGAGCUCUCACUAGGAGAUUAGUUUAAUGACAUCACUGAGAGAAGGGAGACUGAUACACUUGUUCACCUUAUAGAACAUUCAUUUAGCACUUUCUUUAAGAACUUUUUUUUUUUUUUUUUUUUUUUUUUUGAUGUCCAGAAUGUGUAGGGAUGCAAAAAAGAGAAAUGGUAGUAUAUUUUUGUACAGCAUGAUGCAAGUACCUGCUCAUUUGAGAUCUGGGGUUGGUAUAGGGUUAGAUCAAUGACUCCGGGGGGAGAAAACAAAAAAGAAACAACAGAGUCAAAAGUUAUUUUUAUUAUCAUGUAAGUAUAUUGUAGCUUGAUUUUACAUGCAGCUGCUUUGCUCUGAAAUAUUGUCCAGCACAAAAAAAAAUGUAUGCUUAUCCAGUUAUUUUUGCACCUUAGUGAGAAAGAAAAAAAAAACAAACAGUACUGACUGCAUCUUGAUCUUGUGAUGCGUUUUAUGGAACACACUCUCUGAUUGUGCGAGCCCUUGUGUUUUUGGGUGUUAAAUUGUAGUACCAUAAAUCUAGUUCUUGACAUCUUUUAUUUCAAGAGUAACGAUUUCAGACUUGUGAUUGGAAUCAACCAUUUCUUCUGCCUAGUAUUUUCUUAUUUCUCUGAUUUUUUAAAAAAAUUUUGUUUACUUUUUACCAAUAUUCAUUUUCUCCUUGAUACUGAAUAUAAAAGUAUUCAUAUUCACUCAUGUUAUUCAUUAUUUCCUUCAUUUGAAUCACGUAUUUGAAGUUUUUUUUUGUUGUUUUUUUUGGUAUUUAUGCAAAAACAGAAAAUCAAGAUUAAUCAUCUCCAGAGAAACUAAGAAAAAAAGAUGAAAGCAAAAAGCAGUUCUAAAAUGUGUUGAUUCUACAUGUACUUCCUGUGAAACAGAAUUGUUUGCCUUUUCUGUAUGUAAAGUCAUUGUGAUGGAUUGCUGAUGCUGCAUGAUGGCAGCGAGACAAUCUUAGCUGUGAGGUCUAGUGUCGUGAGUGGUUAUGGCAGUGGUGCUGUCACGACUGUUUAAGAACUACAGGUACCUUGCAAGUCUUGGUUUAAUUACAUGAUUUGGUCUAGGUGGUUUGCAGAUGUCUUCUCUUUGUCACUGAAGGAAAAAAAAAACCCCAAAUUCCUAUUUUUGAUAGUGAUAAAACUGUAAUUGCAAAGUGUGCCAUUUUAACAUCUUCCCCACCAUAGGCUUCUACAUUUGGUCCAUGGGAGGAGACAAAAAAACAAAUUUACAAAAAUAUGCACAAAAAUGAGACCAUUUUUAUGUAAUUUUAAUGGUUGCAGUUACCUCAUACACCCGUACAUUCCAAAAUGAAAAAUUUGUUAUACUAUACAUAGUACCAGACAUAUCACUUUAAAAUGUUCGUUAUGAAUUCAGAAGUGUAUACUCAUAAAUAUGUAUCUAAAGUGUAUCUGUAAAGUCAUGAUAUCUACAGAAAGAACCAUGCACAAUAAAAGUUUAUAAUUCUUAA
This is a messenger RNA of Ictalurus punctatus (channel catfish), 7341 nucleotides long. It is a transcript of the gene fndc3a, whose product is annotated as fibronectin type III domain containing 3A. NCBI's taxonomy places the organism in Eukaryota, Metazoa, Chordata, Actinopteri, Siluriformes, Ictaluridae. The record is from RefSeq and is a predicted model, not a curated record. Gene Ontology annotation, molecular function: protein binding. The transcript is spliced from 26 exons. The coding region runs from base 1326 to 5051 and encodes 1241 amino acids.